AUGUCAACCGCUCUCAUCGAGUUGGAAGGUGUCAACCACCUCAACAAGGGCAAGCAAAGCCCCAUCGUUGUCCAUCUGUGCAGCUACUGGACCAGGAAGAUGAUCUUCAACGGGAAGAGAAAGCUGAAGGGUUCUGGCAUCACCAUUUGCAAGGAUCUGACUAAGGAGCGUCUCAAGAUCCUCAACGCUGCGGCCGACCAACAUGGGCACAGAAAUGUCUGGUCAUCUGAUGGGAGGAUCAAGAUCUCUAUCGGCAAGGGAGGAUCCAAGAGGGUCCACACUGUCGAGAGGAUGACUGACCUCCUAAAACUAAAGGCUCUGUACAUCAUCACAUAAUGUGAUGGAAGUGAGGAGAGAGAAGAAGGAGAUGUAUAGGAGGAGAAGCUUAACAUAUGGAGUAUAAAAUUGUAAAUAUUGUACCAAAAAUAUUAUUUUGUUUUUUAUUAUAAUUAAAAGUAUGAAAUUGUAAGUACUACUGUAACAAAAAUAUUAGUUUGUCAUUUUAUUAUAGUUUUUAAUCAACUUGA
Nilaparvata lugens (brown planthopper) is the source of this 527-nucleotide messenger RNA. RefSeq lists its product as uncharacterized. The record is from RefSeq and is a predicted model, not a curated record. Bases 1 to 336 code for a protein of 111 amino acids. Lineage: Eukaryota; Metazoa; Arthropoda; Insecta; Hemiptera; Delphacidae. The transcript is spliced from 2 exons.